Messenger RNA from Andrographis paniculata, 2089 nucleotides. RefSeq names its product protein NTM1-like 9. NCBI's taxonomy places the organism in Eukaryota, Viridiplantae, Streptophyta, Magnoliopsida, Lamiales, Acanthaceae. Gene Ontology annotation, molecular function: DNA binding. Gene Ontology annotation, biological process: regulation of DNA-templated transcription. The record is from RefSeq and is a predicted model, not a curated record. The coding region runs from base 128 to 1840 and encodes 570 amino acids. The transcript has 6 exons.
GAAGCUCGAGAGGUUUGCUUUUCUUUUUCACUUUUUGACCUCUCGGUUAAUCGAAAUUCUUCUGCUCUGCUGCCAUGACUGCUAGAUAAAGAAUUGGGGCAAACUACGCGUCCAUGAUCAACAGGUGAUGACGAUGACGAUGAAAUUGGAGGCUUUGCCUAAGGGUUUCAGGUUCCGGCCGACGGACGAGGAGCUCAUCAGCCAUUAUCUCAGGCUCAAAAUUAACGGCCACAAUUCUUCCGUUCAGGCUAUCCCUGAGGUUGAUGUCUGCAAAAGAGAGCCCUGGGAUCUUCCCGCACUCUCCGUGAUAAAGUCUGAUGACCCUGAAUGGUUCUUCUUCUGUCCUCGCGAUAGAAAAUAUCCAAAUGGUCAUCGUUCUAAUAGAGCCACUGAAGCAGGUUAUUGGAAGGCUACUGGGAAAGACCGUGCUAUAAAAUCUCGCAAGUCAUUGCCUUCUGGUUGCUCCAGUACCCAAUUAAUUGGCAUGAAGAAAACUCUUGUUUUCUACAAGGGUCGUGCUCCUAAAGGUGAACGUACGAAUUGGAUAAUGCAUGAGUAUCGUGCUACUGAACCAGACCUCAGUGGUUCUGCUCCUGGGAAGGGAGACUACGUUUUAUGCCGCUUAUUUCACAAGGCAGAUGAUAGCCUGGCUAAUGCAAAGUAUGAUGAAGUUGAUCCUACCGGAUCUUCUCCUUCUACCGAAAAAUCUUCUCCGGAUGAUGUAACAUCAGAUCUGUUUCAAGAACCUGUUGUGCCUGCUGUGGAUGUGAAGGAAUCGGAGGGUGUUAAGAAGCAGUCGGCACUUGAACCAGACCAUCCGGUUUAUAUGUCGCAAAUGCCUAUUGGAAGCUGCACAUCCAAUGUUUCUGGUCACUCAAACGACAAUUUAACAACAGAGGUGGAUGCUUCCUUACAGGAAAUUCCCAAAUUUGAGGAUCCUGAUCCUGCCAACAAUUUCUCAGAUACUGUUCUGUCUCACCCGACUGCCGAUUCAGGAGAAUGCAUAGGUUCACCCUUCUCGCGUGAUUUUGGCUAUGCUCUUGAUGAAUCACACUUUCAAGAUGGUACAUUCGAACCGGAUGUAUCCUUCUCAGAGCUGCUGAAAGGUUUUCAAAGUUUUGAUAGCUUUUCCUACUUGGACUCUACUGCUCAGUUGAAUUUCAGUGCUGCAAAGGACAGUCUCAUUCCUGAGCAGAUCAAUGGAAUGGAGCAAUCACCAGCUGCAUUCUUUGAUGGAAAACAUAUUCAAAUUUAUGAUGAGUCGGAUUCAGAAAUGACCAACUCACAGUGUCUGAAUGCGCAGGUGGAUGAUUCAUUUUUCGAUUCACAUUUGAUUGAAGAUGGUAGUACUCUCCCCACUGGAACUGCAAUCAAGAUUCAUUCUCGUCAGCCACAAAGUCGACCUGGUUCGGCAAACACUGCCAACCAGGGAACUGCUUCAAGAAGGAUCCAUCUGCUGAUGGAAUGCCUACCAAACUCCAUUCGUGGCUUAAAAUCUGAAGAUGCCAACAGUCCAAAAGAAAAAGAAUUGCGCCCACUUGCUACAGAGGCUGCUAAAAGCAUUAAUAGAACUUCAAAGCCUCGUGACCGAGAAUAUGGACAUCUCGAUGAAGCUAAAAUUGCUCAACAACAUGAUCAAAGCCGGGAGUCUCCAGCAAAGCAUGGUACUAAAGAGGGCAGCGCAAGGACGGGCUUUAUGUGGUUCCCGGCAUUGUGUUUCCGCACAGGUUCAAGCUUUCUGAAUGCCUAUGCUGUGAGCAUUUAUUUUGUGAUAAUUAUGUCGAUAGUUUCCAUUGGGUUGUGGCCAAAAUGUCCCGGUUGGAGCAUGCGGGACAACUGAUCGAUGUCUCUACUCUGCGGUUCAGAUUGGAUUGGAAUGGAUUCGGUGAUGAUACUGGUUAGUCAUAAAAUAUCCCUCAUUGUUGCUGCUUUGGUGUUUGGUGCCAUUGUUGAGGGUAGAAAGCUAUGAUGUCCAAACUAAUACUCAUGUAUAAAUUUAAUUUGUAGGUAUUGUUUGGUUGAAAUGUAUUUACGCUCAUUGUUUAACGUUGGAUGCUCAAUGGUUAAUAAUGGAGGAUUAAUUUGUUUA